GGUAAAUAUCAGUAUCAGUAUUCAGUAACUACGUAAUUAUUUAGAUAGAAAUUAUUUCAUCAAAUUAUUUCAAAAUUUAAUAUUUUUUUAAUUAAAAAUGGUUUAUAAAAGUGAAGAAAAAUCCAAUAAUUUAUAUAUAAAAUCAGAAAAUGAAAAUUCACAAGUAUUUGAAAGAAAACGAGCUCAAUAUAAAGAUCUUUCAGAAAAAUUCGCAAUAACAAAAAGUGAUUAUUCUAAACAAUUUGCCCAUAUAUAUUCUGCUAGACUUGCUGAAUUAAGAGAUAUUUUAAUUCCACGUGUCCAAACUAAAUGGGAAAAUAUUCCUAUUAUAAAAUUAGCUGACUUAGAAAAUUUAGAAGGUCAACAAUGUAUAUUAAUUGGUACACUGUAUAAACAUCAGCAAUGGAAACCAUCAAUUUUACGAGAACUUAGUGAAGAUCAUCAACUUAGUCUCUCCUGUUCUAAAUCAGAUUAUUGUUCAGAAAAAGACCAAUCAUUUCUAGAAGAUGAAAUGUUACGUAUUAAAUUAGUGGGUAACCAAGUUAACUUAAAACAAAUUGUUACUGGAGUUGUUUGUGCUGUAUUAGGCAAUGAAAAUAGUGAUGGAACAUUUAUGGUAAAAGAUUGGUGUUUUCCUGGAUGUGCACCAAAAGAACCUUUAAAAGAACAUAUAUCGCAAAAAAAACUGGUAAUAGUAUCUGGAUUAGAUUUAUCUAAUAAUUAUAAAAGUUUGGGAAUAUCUCUCUUUUGUGAAUGGUUAUGUGGAAUGGCUGGUGAUACAACAAUACAAAAGGAUAAUACUUCUAUUGUUCGCCUUAUUAUAGCAGGUAAUAUUAUAAAAAAUAGUGAUAUAAUAAAUACUAGUACAAAACUUGAAGAAAUAAAGAUUGUGGAUACAUUCUUAAGUAAUUUAGCAAUGUGUUGUAAUAUUACCUUGAUGCCAGGAGAACAUGAUCCUACUAAUGCUAUGUUACCACAAAAACCAUUUCAUCCUUGUUUAUUACCUAAAUCAUCCAGAUUUGAAAAUUUUAAAAGUACUACAAAUCCAUGGAUUGGUAAAAUUGAAGGACGAAUAAUAAUUGGUACUAGUGGUCAAUCAAUUGAAGACAUUAUAAAAGUAACAGGUGAAACUGAUAUUUCACCUCUCGAAUGGCUAGAAAAAUCUUUGCUGUGGAGACAUAUGUGUCCAACUGCUCCAGAUACAUUACUAGCUUGUCCAUAUUAUGAGAAAGAUUUGUUUAUUAUAAAAAAAUGUCCAGAUAUAUAUUUUAUAGGAAACACAGAUAAAUUUGAAACAAAACUAUGGAAAGGAGAAGAAAACCAAAUUGUUAGAUUAAUAUCUGUUCCACGUUUUAAUAUGACUUGCACUGCUGUGAUAGUAGAUUUGGAGAAUUUGGACACUCAAUAUAUUUCUUUUGGUAAUACUUAACUAUAAAGAUAUUAAUGUUUGCCAUGUAAUGUUAUAUUAUUUUAUUCUAAUUUAAUAUAAGUUUUAUAUGAAUAUAUACAUAUACAUAUACAUAUAUAUAUAUAUAUAUAUAUAUAUAUAUAUAUAUAUAUAUAUGUCAAAAGUUUUCAAAUAAAAUACAAAUAAAAACAAAAUUAUACAGAAAUACGUUCAUCUUCAUUGUAUUUAUUUCAUAUAUUAACUUUAUUUAAAAUUUUAUUUAACAUUUUGAUUUAAUUCGUGAUAUUACUUAAUACAAGUAAUGAAUAAGAAACAUGUUCUAUUAUUACCUGUUUAUUUCAUUCAAAAUGUGAUGUACAAAAUCUAAGCGCAUGACUUUUAAAUAUAGGUAUGUUUGUGACUAAAUAUAAAAUAUGUGAUAAGAAAGAAAUUACAUGUAAUAUCACAGAUUAUUAGAAAAUUAUGAAAUCACAGCGACAUGAGAUUUUGAAAACAUAACUUGUUACUUAAAUAAACAUGAAUUCAUGCUUUAUAAAUUAUAAAUAAUUAGAACAUAACAGUCAAAAUACAGAAUACAAUUAUUUCUUGCUAACAAAAUAUUAUGUAUAAUUCAUUUUCAGUAUUUAAUUUUUCUAUAAGAACUAAAAUGUACUAAGUAUAUUAUCCUUCUGUAAUUU
Apis mellifera (honey bee) is the source of this 2085-nucleotide messenger RNA. RefSeq names its product DNA polymerase delta small subunit. The coding region runs from base 98 to 1429 and encodes 443 amino acids. Gene Ontology annotation, cellular component: delta DNA polymerase complex. Gene Ontology annotation, molecular function: DNA binding. The transcript has 6 exons. NCBI's taxonomy places the organism in Eukaryota, Metazoa, Arthropoda, Insecta, Hymenoptera, Apidae. Gene Ontology annotation, biological process: DNA replication; DNA strand elongation involved in DNA replication. The record is from RefSeq and is a predicted model, not a curated record.